Vicia villosa (hairy vetch) is the source of this 1068-nucleotide messenger RNA. RefSeq lists its product as uncharacterized. The record is from RefSeq and is a predicted model, not a curated record. The transcript has a single exon. Lineage: Eukaryota; Viridiplantae; Streptophyta; Magnoliopsida; Fabales; Fabaceae. Bases 1 to 1068 code for a protein of 355 amino acids.
AUGCCUGCACGACCUAAUGUGGAUAAAUCAAAGUUCUGCCGAUUCCACAAAGGCCACGGGCACAACACCGAGGACUGCAUCCACCUAAAGGAUGCCAUAGAAAUAUUAAUCAGGGAGGGACACUUGAAGCAAUACGCAAAAAAGCAGGAAGCCGCUAAAGAAGCCAAACCAAACACCAAGGAAAAACCUGCGGAGGAUACGCCCGCCAUGCAAGUGGCCAUGAGCAUCACUCGGCCGAAAGACUUUUACCUCCCUGACUGGGCUAAAUCAGCGACCGCCACCUCUUUUCACAACGGAUGGGAGAUGUUCCCCUCCGCCAUGGUCAUAUCAGGCGGGGGAUUCAGCAAGCUCACCGUGGGGUCCGUAAAACAAAAGUUCGACGAGCUACUCUCAGCCAGUUCGAGCAAAGUUGCUGCUCUCGACCAAGGAAGCCCAUCGUCUAUAUCCUUAUACAAAGAAGAAUUGCCCGGUGGGGCACAAAAUGCCACCAUUCCCCUCCUCAUCCGGGCUCGAAUGGCCAACUUUGACGUCCGACGCAUAGUCGAUCAAGGAAGUUCGGUUGACAUCAUGUACUCCCAACUGUUCAAAACACUGCAGCUUAACGACAGCCACCUCACCCCCUAUGUAGGAUCAGACCUACAGGGUUUCAAUGGCACGGUAACCAAACCAUGGGGCUUCGUCGAGCUCAUAGUUUCGAUUGGAUCGGCGGAAACCGCGAGGACCGUUAAGGUCCAAUUCCUGGUCGUCGACUACCCGUCAAUAUACCAAUGCAUCCUCGGACGCCCUACCCUGGCCGAGUUGAUCGCGGUCCUCUCAACCGUGCAUCUCAAACUCAAAUACUACACGACCAAAGGACAAGUCGCAACACUCAACGACGACAUUGACGCGGCCAGGAGAUGCUUCGAAGCCUCCGCCAAAGGCUUGAGUACGAUAAAGACGCCCGCUCAAGACAAAACAGCGACCAACGCAAUCUCCGAGACUAACAAAUCUAUGCCCCGCAUCGACACUGUCGACCUCGACAGUCGUUUUCCAGGAGAAACCGAGCAGAGCAUCAACUCAGGCACAUAA